Messenger RNA from Symbiodinium sp. CCMP2592, 759 nucleotides. The record is from the annotation of a GenBank genome assembly. NCBI's taxonomy places the organism in Eukaryota, Dinophyceae, Suessiales, Symbiodiniaceae.
AUGAUGAUCAGCAACAGCAACAGAGCCCUGGAGCUGGACACCGCUUGGGGGAAAGAUUCGGGUGAGCAGCGCAAGCCUGUUCAACAAGAAUCAAGCGGGAUUGGAGGCAGCGAGGUUCCAGUUGGGAGCAGUGUUCAUUUCUCAAGACGGCAGUCAGCUUCUACAGCAGAAGAGGACCCGUGGGCAACGGCGGAGGUAACAGCCUCCUUAAAUGAUGACCGCGGAUCUUCUACGAAGGCGUCUGCGAAGUCUAGUGGGAAAGACUUCAUCCCGGAGUAUGCUGGGUCGGGGCCAAUACGGGAAUAUCAGAGGCGAGUUAAGCUGUUUGAACUGAGUACCGGCAUUGACCCGACGUUUCGCGCUCAGAAGUUGAUGGAGAAGCUCACCGGGAAUGCUUGGCUGGCGGCUGAGUCCUUGCAGCUGGAGUCGCUUAAGCGUCCGGAUGGUGUGAGCCGUUUGCUAGACCACCUUUGGCGAGAGCUGGAGCUGUUGGAGUUUGUUCGGACUUUUCAGACUUUGGCAGACUUCUAUGAGUCUUUCCGACGGAGCACAGGCCAAGAGUUUGUCAACUACGAUAUGGAGUACAUCGUAAUGAAGAAGCACAUGGCGCUCAGCCGAGCGGUGGCGGAAACGCGAACCGCCAGCGGAGCAAGUCUGCCGCCAAGGUGCACGCCACGACCGCGGAAGAGCCGGGCGGUGGGCGAGGAUGGCGACGAUGAUGAUGGGGACCUCGAGAAGAGGAACUUCAAGUCCUCUUGA